UUCAGAUCCUGGAUUUUUCACGUCUUAGCUGUGUGACCUUGAGCCAUUUUCUUAAACUCAUUGCGCCUCUGUCCCCUCUCUUAAAAUGGGGACGAUGACGCUGGGAUGAGAAGCUGUUGUGAGAACUUCACGGGUGAACAGAUGCCAUGUGCUUAGGACAGCGCCAGGCACCUGUAGAGCAAACGGUGGCAGUGGAAGAUGGGGAGGAGUGUGUGCGUGCAAACCCAAGAGUGCUCAGAGCUGCCUACACAAGUGUGCAGCCGUGCAUCCACAGACACCGCACUACACACCGAAGACAGACUUCAACCUGCACAAGACCGUUCACAGACACAUACGCACGUCUCAGGAAUCUUGCCAAGCCUCCUCCCGGAACACUGAACCUGUUUCAGAUCCGCUCAGCUGGCUGUCUCCCACCACUCAGCCCGCAUCCGGGGCGCUGGGGGUCUACGGCCCUGCUCCCCUACUUGGGACCUUUCAGCUUGGACCCAAAAGCACGGCCUGGGGCCUGGGCUCGGGGAGCGGAAGUGUGGCCGGGGAGGGGCCUUGCAGCAGCCAAGGGUGGCCGGCGGCCAGCCCCGCCCCUACCUGUGUAAGCCGAUCCGCCGGAGCCUAGCGGAUAAAAGCCACCGGGCCUCGGGAGGUCAGCGAGUUCGGCUCCCUCGAGCCCGCCACUAGGUCCAGCCCGGUCCAGCCAGCAUGUCCAUCCACUUAAGCUCCCAGGUCUUCAGCUCGCGCUCCGCCGCCUUCCCGGGUCCCGGCGCCCAGGUGCGCCUGAGCUCCCUGCUCCCAGGCAGCGGCGGCUUCAGCAGCCGCAGCCUCUACGGCCUGGGCGCCACGCGGCCGCGGGCGUCCGUGCGCUCCAGCCACUGGGGCCCGGUGGGCGCCGGCAUCCGCGAGGUCACCAUCAACCAGAGCCUGCUGACCCCGCUGCGGAUGGACAUCGACCCCUCCAUCCAGCAGGUGCGCAAGGAGGAGCGAGAGCAGAUCAAGACCCUCAACAACAAGUUCGCCUCCUUCAUCGACAAGGUGCGGUUUCUAGAGCAGCAGAACAAGCUGCUGGAGACCAAGUGGACCCUGCUGCAGGAGCAGAGGUCGGCCAAGAGCAGCAGCCUCCCCAGCCUCUUCGAGGCCCACAUUGCUGGCCUGCGGCGGCAGCUGGACGGGCUGCAGCUGGAAGGGGGCCGCCUGGAGGUGGAGCUGCGGAACAUGCAGGACGUCGUGGAGGACUUCAAGAACAAGUACGAAGAUGAAAUUAACCGUCGCACGGCUGCUGAGAAUGAGUUCGUGGUGCUGAAAAAGGACGUGGACACUGCCUACAUGAACAAGGUGGAGUUGGAGACCAAGUUGGAUGCCCUGAAUGAUGAGAUCAGCUUCUUCAAGACCCUCUACGAGACGGAGUUGGCGGAGCUGCAGUCCCAGAUCUCGGACACGUCCGUGGUGCUGUCCAUGGACAACAGCCGCUCCCUGGACCUGGAUGGCAUCAUCGCCGAGGUCAAGGCCCAGUACGAGGACAUCGCCAGCCGCAGCCGGGCUGAGGCCGAGUCCUGGUACCAGACCAAGUUUGAGACCCUCCAGGCCCAGGCUGGGAAGCAUAGGGAUGACCUCCGGAAUACUCGGAACGAGAUUGCAGAGAUGAACCGUGCCAUCCAGAGGCUGCAGGCUGAGAUCGACAGCAUCAAGAACCAGUGUGCCAAGUUGGAGGCUGCCAUUGCAGAGGCCGAAGAACACGGGGAGCUGACUCUCAAGGAUGCACGGGCCAAGCUGGACGAGGUGGAGGCCGCCCUGCACCAGGCCAAGCAGGACAUGGCGCGGCAGCUGCGCGAGUACCAAGAGCUCAUGAACGUCAAGAUGGCCCUGGACAUCGAGAUCGCCACCUACCGCAAGCUGCUGGAGGGCGAGGAGAGCCGGCUGGCCGGAGAUGGAGCAGGAGCUGUGAACAUCGCUGUGGUGAAUUCCACCGGCGGAGGUGGCAGCGGGCUGGCCAGGCUGGCCUUCGGAGGAACCAUGGGUAGCAAUGCCCUGACCUUCUCUAGCGGCGGGGUGCCCGGGGUCAUCAAGUCCUAUUCCACCAGGACCUCCACCACCACCCACAGGAGCGUCCGAAAAUGA
Hyaena hyaena (striped hyena) is the source of this 2109-nucleotide messenger RNA. RefSeq names its product keratin 7 (gene KRT7). The transcript is spliced from 11 exons. The record is from RefSeq and is a predicted model, not a curated record. Gene Ontology annotation, biological process: keratinization; intermediate filament organization. Gene Ontology annotation, cellular component: keratin filament. Gene Ontology annotation, molecular function: structural constituent of skin epidermis. Lineage: Eukaryota; Metazoa; Chordata; Mammalia; Carnivora; Hyaenidae. Bases 697 to 2109 code for a protein of 470 amino acids.